GCAGCAGCUGCAGGAGCUUCUGCCCGCUGCGCUCCUCCUGGCCUCGCGCUGCGCUCCGCUGACAUGUGUGCCGCCCGGAUGCCGCCGCCGCUGGCGCACAUCUUCCGAGGGACGUUCGUCCACUCCACCUGGACCUGCCCCAUGGAGGUGCUGCGGGAUCACCUCCUGGGAGUGAGCGACUGCGGCAAAAUAGUGUUUUUAGAAGAAGCAUCUCAGCAAGAAAAGCUGGCCAAAGAAUGGGGCUUCAAGCCGGGUGAGAUAAGAGAACUGAGCCCACAUGAGUUCUUCAUGCCCGGGCUGGUGGAUACACACAUCCAUGCCUCUCAGUACCCCUUUAGUGGGAGUAACGUAGACCUGCCGCUUCUGCAGUGGCUGACCAAGUACACGUUUCCCACAGAACUCAAGUUCAAGAACUUGGACUUUGCUGAGGAAGUAUAUACCAAAGUUGUCAGAAGAACACUGAAGAAUGGAACAACCACAGCUUGUUACUUUACAACAAUUUACACUGACUCAUCACUGCUCCUUGCGGAAAUUACAGAUAAAUUUGGGCAGCGGGCAUUUGUGGGCAAAGUCUGCAUGGAUAUGAAUGACACUGUCCCAGAAUACAAGGAAACCACUGAGGAAUCAAUUGAGGAAACAGAGAGAUUCGUGUCAGAAAUGCUCCGAAAGAACUAUUCUAGAGUGAAGCCCAUAGUGACACCACGUUUUGCCCUUUCCUGCUCUGAGACGAUGCUGGCCGAACUUGGAAACAUCGCAAAGACCCGCGAUUUGCACAUUCAGAGCCAUAUAAGUGAAAAUCCUGAUGAAAUUAAAGCUGUGGAAAACUUAUACCCCAGUUAUAAAAACUAUACAGAUGUGUAUGAUAAAAACAAUCUUCUAACAAAUAAGACAGUGAUGGCACAUGGCUGCUACCUUUCCGCAGAAGAACUGGAUGUUUUCAGGGAACGAGGAGCAGCGAUUGCACAUUGUCCCAAUUCUAACAUAUCGCUCACCAGCGGCUUACUCAAUGUGCUAGAAGUGCUGGAACAUGAUGUGAAAAUAGGGCUGGGCACAGAUGUGGCUGGUGGUUAUUCCUAUUCCAUGCUUGAUGCAAUCAGAAGAGCAGUGACUGUUUCCAACACCCUUGUAAUUACUAAGGAAAAUGAGAAAAGCCUCACCCUCAAAGAGGUAUUCAGACUAGCGACUCUUGGAGGCAGCCAAGCCCUGGGGCUUGAUAAACAAAUUGGAAACUUUGAAGUGGGCAAGGAAUUUGAUGCCCUCUUGAUCAACCCCAAAGCAUCUGAUUCUCCCAUUGACGUGUUUUGUGGGGAUUUUGGUGAUACUUCUGAUGCUUUUAUCCAGAAGUUUCUCUAUCAAGGAGAUGACCGGAAUAUUGAGGAGGUUUAUGUGUGUGGAAAGCAGGUGGUUCCCUUUUCAAGCUCAGUCUAAGACCCUCAGCACCUCCAAGUUCUCCUGGAUAGCAUGGUUCUGCGCCUCCUUAUGCGCAGGCGGAGUUAGAACGUCAAAAAAUAGUACCUUGUUCUUGGGAUGACUAUCUCUUUGUGUGCUUACUUACAGUGCUCACUUGACAAAUCGAAGGAAAUUGCGCUAAUUCUCAAAUCUCUGGUUGGGAGGAUUCAAAACGUAUCCCUUUUGAGCUGUUCAGAUUUACUUUAAGCUUAAAUAUAAGAGAAUGUUAUGACUAAUGGUGUUCUUAUUAUGAGAUUUAAGUAAAAUCUAUCUAAUAUUUGGAAACCUGAAGAGGAGAGAUAUUCCUGUGAGGUUCGAUAUUCUGAGCUAGUAAAUAUGAAAAUUGGAUAUGGAAAAUGAGCCAGUGAAUAUAUUUUUAUGAGGGAGAAAAAGUUAGACUACAGACAAACAUUGCAAAAUCGUUUCAAUUGCUUGAAAAUGAUAUACUAUGUACUGAGCUUACUAAUUUACAAAGAGAACUCACUGAGAUUUAAAAUGUGUUUCUAGGUUGACUUCGUGUUCUGGAAAUUUGCAUUUUAUGGAAUUUGCAUUUCAGAGAUUUGUUAUUGUUGUGCUUUGCCUUCUUUGGGGACGAAUGUCAGAGAUUGAAUGCCACAUGCUUUCUUACAAUAGUUCUGCGCUUCACAGUGUUUGACAGAAGUUGGGUAAUAAAGAUUUCAAGUCUCUUAGGAAUAGUAUUCACACCACUGCGUGGCAUAAAUAGUUGUAUUUUUGUGUACUUUAAGUCACCUUAAUGUAUAACUGUGUGAUGCUGCUACUACUUCAGUUUUGUUAGAAAAGAAACAAAUUCCACUGCUUUGUAGACUGAAGUCUUCAUAAAUUGGGACAAGUGCAGGGCACUCACAAGCUGUCAAUUCUGAAAGGAAGGGUUUCAUUGCAAUGGCCUAGUCUCCAUACUCAGAUCAAUCUGUUAGAACUUUUAAAUGAAGGAAAGUCCUCUUUAAAAAAUAUUAUUAAAAAUCUUUAAACCUUGUAUAUCACAAGAACUCUUAUUUUCCCAAUUUCAUCCUAUUAUACUUUUAAUUCCUAGCAAUUUUAGGGCAUAGGAAUUUAGUAUAAUGAAAAAUAUGUAGACAUCCCACAUAAUGUUUAUAUUAAUAGGACUUAAUCUGGACCAGACAUCUAGGAAGAUUAAGCAAAGCAAAGAGUAUUUUUAUGCCUCCUAAUUAGUGUACUUUCCCAUAACCUAAAGUUAAAAACAAAUUAUGACUAUGAUAAAUCCUUUACAAGUAUUGAUGUGAAUGCUAUUUAAAUACUAUGUUUUUCUCCUUUAAUUCCAAAUAAUAUAAACUAAAAGGGGAAAGGAGUAGAUUUUCCUACUAUUUCAUAGCACUUAUUAAUACCUUAUAAUAGAGAACUUUAUGCUAUAGAGGUAACUCCAUAUAUAGAGAACUAAGGACAAAAUUCUCCCUCUUGCAUAUAAUUUUUAUUCUCAUAUAAUUAUGCUUAUUCAGCAGUAAUUUUCCCAGUUAUUGUUGUUGUGUGUGUGUUUUUCCCUUUGUGGAAGCACUUUAAGAUUUGAUUAUGCUUAACUACAAAUAUUUAGUCUUAUUUUUUCAGUGGCAGAUUUUUAUUUUGUUUUAGGAUAUUAAAUAACUCAGUAAAUCUAACUUCUAGUCUCAGUAGCAACAUUUCCAGCAUUCCUUCGUCAUGUCAAAGAUGGCCCCCCAGACUUCUCCCCAUUUCUCUGAAGUGCCCACACAGGAACUCAAUUACCUGGUGUCUGACCCACAGGGGUGGGCUUAAGAAUUUGGAUGAGCUGUUCAAGAUUCACGAACAGGCAGCAGCCUUUGCAAGACCCUAUACUUGUACCUUCCUCCAGGGUGUACAUUUUGAGCCUGAACAUCAGUUUUCAUUUAGAUUUAGGGUUCAUACGCAGUAAAUAUAAAUAAGUGUAGUGUCAGAAGCUGGAAGAACGGCCACAUACAACCACUUUGUCAAACGUUAAGUUUAGCCCUGAUAGUAUGUGAAGACCUGAAUAUCUUGUCUAAUAAAUAUAGAAUAUAAUGAAAUGUUACCCGUGCUUUGACCUUCCUACAUCACUUAGAACUUAUGUGCUUUAUCCUCCAAAUGCCGUGUUCCUGAAUGGUGCAUAUGCUUUCUGCAGCAGUUCGGGCCUUAGCCAUGCACGGGCCCAGAUGUCCUGCACUUUGAAAUGCGGCCUUUGCCUGAUGUGGGUUGACUUCCUGAACUGUGGGGAGACGGUAUCCCCAGCCAAUUCUAUUUGUUCCUUUUUGUUUGAAUAUUUUGCUCUCUGACAGGAAAGAAUUGAAACUUCUCAUCAGGCCCCUCACUUCACCCUACACUCUUUUUGCCUCCGGUUUCGUGGUGUUUUUAAUGGAACGCACUUUAAUGGAAUGCCCAAACAUAUCCAGUAGGAUUGGCUCCCAUACAUUUAAAAGAGUGUUUUUUCAAUUAGAACACAAAAGCAGGUGAAUCAGCUAAGAUGAAUUUACUUUUCCAAAGAGCGUGAAACGUGGGGGCGGGCACGAGAGGUUGUCCUAGUCUUCGUGUACCGAUGCCAUGGAGGCUCAGCCCCCUUAUCCCGCCUUUCCUCUGGUUCACUUGUCUAAGGUUUGAGAAUCUGGGAGGGUACCUGGGGACAAGCUCCCUUCCUGGCAGCAGGGGGUCUUUCUAAAUUGGUACCAUUAGCAUCCAACCCCAUUGACUCUCCAUUUCCCCUCCAUGAGAGUUCUGCACAGUUAAGAAGGGAAGGAGGUAGGGAAACACUCCUGAGUGCUUUGCCGAUGGUGACGUGUGCCUUCCACAUCCACAUGGCAGCUGGAGCAGAGAUGUCAAGAGAGGAAACAAUGGGUGUGAGGUCCAGGAACGGACUUUGAAUCUUCACUCCUUUCCAAAUUCUUCCUAUUUUGAAUCACUUUUGUCUCAGAAGCAGACAUGUGGAAAGCCUUAAGGGCAAUCUGGAAGGCAUGCUGGGUCCGAUCUGUCUUACACAUCAGAUGCUUCUGUAGCCUCUUGGACAUAGUUUCAUUGCUGUCCACGUUUUAAAGCUGAUGGUGAUGCCAGAAACGUUCACGUUUAAUAAGCGUGUUCUGAAUUGUGAAAAGGGGGACUAAUAAAUGUGUCACGUCCAAAGUUUUUAUCUAAGUUUUAAAUGGCGUGCAUUAUUGUGAAUUUUUUUCUUUUUCUAAAAUCUUACAAGAGACAUUUGAGUUUCCAAUGGACCUAGCCAUGUUAGGUAUGACUUAGGACCCUGACAAGCCUUUAUGUCUCUACAGGAAAAGCAUGGGAAGAGUGCACAGAUGAAUAUUUACCAUUGGGAAACCCUGGCAUUGGUCCCCAAGUGGGUUUGCAUGCCCAGGCUGUCCUCCCUUUUCCUCCCAGAGCCCUGAGUGUGCGGGCGCAAGCAUCGAGGGGUUAGUUCUGGUCCAGAUUUAGUGAAAUGCAAACAUUGAACAGAGUAAUGAUGAAGCUAAAUAUAAAUCCCAAGGUGGCUUUCACUGUCCUUGGGGAUCAAAAAACUGAAGUACCGGAUGUUCUGUGGCAGAAUUUACCUGUCCAUUUCCUCCUCAAAAGCCUGUCAGGAAGCAUUCUUUGUUGAAAACCACUUCACGUUUUUGUCAAACUCCUGCUCGCUGCUCUGAAAAAUAAAUAUAUAUAUAUGUAUGUAUGUAUUCUUGGGGACAUUUUUCUCAAAAUUUGUGUGGUUUGCUUAUUGUUUAUGUGCAGAGUGAGCUCCGUGCUUUAGAAAAAAAUAAAUGCGAUUUUGUGUUUACAUUA
Messenger RNA from Pipistrellus kuhlii (Kuhl's pipistrelle), 5211 nucleotides. RefSeq names its product guanine deaminase (gene GDA). Gene Ontology annotation, molecular function: zinc ion binding; guanine deaminase activity. The record is from RefSeq and is a predicted model, not a curated record. The transcript has 14 exons. The coding region runs from base 64 to 1428 and encodes 454 amino acids. Gene Ontology annotation, cellular component: cytosol. Gene Ontology annotation, biological process: guanine catabolic process. Lineage: Eukaryota; Metazoa; Chordata; Mammalia; Chiroptera; Vespertilionidae.